This is a messenger RNA of Clunio marinus, 198 nucleotides long. Lineage: Eukaryota; Metazoa; Arthropoda; Insecta; Diptera; Chironomidae. The record is from the annotation of a GenBank genome assembly.
AUGGAAUUGGAAUUAACAAAAUCAUUUGGGGUUUGUGUCCGACAACAAACAUUUGAUACUUUUCAAUCUGGAAUUGCAACCAACCUAAAUUUAGGAUGUGCAACCAUUUUAUUUUGCAAACGUGGCCUUCUUAAAUUUAGUUUAAUAUUAGCAAGUUCUUCCAAGAUAAAAGUCUUGUGUCUUAUAUCUUGUGACUAG